This is a messenger RNA of Lingula anatina, 4449 nucleotides long. Its product is annotated as xanthine dehydrogenase/oxidase-like. Lineage: Eukaryota; Metazoa; Brachiopoda; Lingulata; Lingulida; Lingulidae. The record is from RefSeq and is a predicted model, not a curated record. Gene Ontology annotation, molecular function: 2 iron, 2 sulfur cluster binding; FAD binding; iron ion binding.
AUGAUGCUGAAAAAGAAACAAGAAAUCAUAGAAAAGAAUGCCGACCCGGAGACGACACUUCUGCAGUAUCUGCGUAAAAUACUGCGUCUCCCUGGCACAAAACUUGGCUGUGGAGAAGGAGGAUGCGGUGCAUGCACAGUGAUGAUAUCAAAGUACGACCAGGAACAGGACGAAAUAAGUCAUUAUGCAUCCAAUGCGUGUAUUGUUCCAAUAUGCUCUCUCCAUGGCCUCGCUGUCACUACAGUGGAGGGGAUUGGUAGUACGAAAACGAGGCUACACCCAGUUCAGGAGAUAAUAGCCAAGUCCCACGGCACACAGUGUGGUUUCUGCACUCCAGGAAUGGUGAUGUCAAUGUAUACGUUACUAAGAUAUAAGCCAAAACCAACAGAAGAGGAAGUGGAAAACAUAUUCCAAGGAAACCUUUGCAGAUGCACUGGCUACAGACCUAUCCUUGAAGGAUUCAAGACUUUCAGCAAAGACGAACCCUGCUGUAUGGGAACCAAAUGUUGCAAAAACCAGACAAGUAACGAAGAGCAUUUUCUUGAUGCCGCUGAACCAUGCGACUUUGUGCCAGUCGAUACGACUCAAGAACCAAUAUUCCCCCCGGAAUUAAAAAUUUCGAAUGCAUUCGGGACAAAGUUUCUAACGUUCAAGAGUGAGAGGGUUACCUGGUUACGGCCUGUGUUCUUGAAGGAUCUUCUGGAACUGAAAUCCAAAUAUCCCAGUGCUAGGAUUGUUAUUGGAAACACAGCUGUUGGGUUGGAUACAAAAUACAGAAAAGCACAUGUCCAAGUUAUGAUUGCUGCGACACACGUGCCAGAAUUACAUGAAGUCGCAGUGGAUGACACAGGGAUCCAUAUUGGUGGCGCAGUUACCCUUGCGAGAUUAGGCGAGAUUUUGACUGAAACCAUCAAGAAUACAACAGAAUACAAAUACAAGACCUUGGUAGCCAUGCGGGGAAUUAUUAAUGGGAUUGCAGGACAUCAAAUUCGUAAUGUAGCCGUGCGUCUCCCAAAUUCUUUGGCCGGGAAUAUUUUGUGGACACAUCACAAUUCCGACCUCGUCCCUCUCCUGAUGGCUACGGGAUCCACGAUAACCCUGAUAUCGCAAGAGGGUGGCCAGAGAAAUGCUUUUUUGGACAACUCUUUUUACACCAGACGCGGAAAUUGGAAUAUUAAACCGGAUGAGAUUGUUUUGUCUGUUUUCAUCCCUUUUUCCAAAAAGAAUGAAUUUGUGUUCGGAUACAAGCAGGCACAGCGCAGAGAAAAUGCAACAGCAAUAGUGAACGCUGGGAUGAGAGUUCAGUUUGAAGAUGGAGCCAAUAUUAUUAAAGAAAUGCAAAUUGCCUUUGGUGGCAUGUCUGAAACAUCUUCGUUGGCCAUAACAACAGCAAGGAAAUGUGUGGGGAGAAAAUGGGAAGACCAGCUGACAUCAGAUGUAGUCCAGUGGCUGGCGGAAGACUUCCAUUCACCACCAGAGGGCAUUGGUGGUCAGAUGCCCUACAAGAGAGCACUGGCUUGCAGUUUCUUUUUCAAGUUUUUCCACAGGGUGCAAUUAGAAUUGCGUAAAGGGUCUGGGAUGGAAGAUGCAACAGUUCCACCCCGGCACACGCUGACACUUCCCAGUCUGACACGGAGCAUCAGCCGAGGUACACAAGUGUUUGAAGAGGUCUCUCCUGACCAGCCAAAACACGACGCCUUUGGACGCCCAUUGCAGCACAGGGCGAGCUUGCAACACGCCACCGGAGAGGCUCAGUAUUGUGACGACAUGCCACUGAUUGACGGUGAGCUGCACUUGGCAUUGGUAACCAGCACCAGAGCCCACGCCAAGAUCCUCUCCAUUGACACUAGAGAAGCACUUGCUUUGCCUGGAGUGGAGGCAUUCUUUGGCCACGAGGAUGUACCUGGUUCCAAUAUAAAGAGAGUUCUGACAGUUGGGGAGGAGAUAUUUGCUUCAAAGGAGGUGACGUGUUACGGCCAGGUGAUAGGUGCCUUGGUGGCUGACACUAAGACGCAUGCUCAGAGAGCAGCGAAUGCCGUAAAAAUUGAGUACGAAGACCUUCCAACAGUGUUCACAAUACAGGAAGCAAUUGUCGAAGAGUCCUACUACCCACACGAAGCGAAAGCCCUCAUCAAGUCAGGCGAUGUAGAACGUGGCUUUGAGCAGGCUGACCACGUCUUAGAGGGGGAGAUCAAAGGAGGGGGACAGGAACAUUUCUAUCUGGAGACGCAUGUGGCUAGAGCCGUGCGUAGAGGAGAAGAUGGAGAAAUUGAGAUAUUUUGUAGCACGCAGUCUCCGUCGAAGUCUCAGGCUAAUGUUGCUAGAGCCCUUGGCUUACCGAUGAACAGAGUGUGUAUCAGGACAAAAAGGCUAGGUGGGGGUUUCGGAGGAAAGGAAACCCGUUAUGUGACUCUGAUACCGGUAGCUAUCGCUGCUUUCAAGUUGAACCGACCGGUCCGUGGUAUGUUGGAUAGAGACGAAGAUAUGCUGAUAUCAGGGGGACGACAUCCUUUCCUUGGAAAGUACAAGGUUGGUAUUGACAGCGUUGGUCGUUUCAAAGCCUUGGACGCCACAGUCUACUUGAAUGCAGGAAAUACUUCCGACUUAUCACCGGAAGUAGUAAGUGUAUCAUUAUACAGUUUUGACAACUGUUACCAUAUUCCAAACAUUGUACUUACUGGUGUACUGUGUAAGACCAACCUGCCCUCAAACACUGCAUUCAGGGGGUUUGGUGCCCCUCAGUCAAUGCUGGUCAUGGAGAAUAUAAUUGAAGAUGUCGCCGUCAGUCUGAAUAUCCCCUCACAUAAGGUCCGUGAAAUAAACAUGUACAAUGAAAAUGACCUCACGCCAAAGGGUAUUCGACUGAUAAACUGUGCUAUAGACCAUUGCUGGAAUGAAGUCAUCCAGCAGAGUGAAUUUUUUCAGAGAAAAGAAGACAUUGCCAAAUUUAACAGAGACAACCGAUGGAAGAAGCGUGGAGUUAGUUUGAUUCCAACCAAGUUUCUGAUUUCUUACUAUAAUGAGCGUUUUCUAGAACAGGGGGCAGCACUUGUUCAUGUGUACCAAGAGGACGGUUCAGUUCUGAUAACACACGGUGGUGUAGAGAUGGGACAAGGAUUACACACUAAGAUGAUACAGGUUGCCAGUCGAGCGUUACAGUUGCCAGUCCACAAGUUCCACAUCAAUGAAACCACCACUAGUACCGUUCCGAACACCACUGCCACAGCUGCCAGCACAGGAUCAGAUCUCAACGGCAUGGCUGUAUUGAAUGCAUGUAAGACGUUAAGACACCGACUUGAGCCGUAUAUAGCCGGUAAUCCCGGUGGAUCAUGGGAAGAUUGGGUGAAAGCUGCCUAUAUGGACAGAAUCAGCCUGUCUGCAACAGGUUACUACAAGGUCCCAGAUACCUGGGACGAUAGCUAUGUACCUGUUGAAGGAGAGCAAACCACGCAGAGGUACUACACAUACGGCGCCGCUUGUUCCGUUGUUGAAAUAGAUUGCCUUACCGGAGACCAUGUGGUGUUGCGAACAGAUAUCGUUAUGGAUGUUGGAAGAAGUUUGAAUCCAGCCAUUGAUAUUGGACAGAUAGAGGGAGCCUUUGCGCAGGGCUAUGGGCUAUUCACCAUUGAGCAACUGAGAUACACUUCUGAGGGAAGACUGAUAACUAAUGGUCCGAACACAUACAAGAUCCCUGGUUAUGGAGACAUCCCUGUAGAAUUCAAUGUUUCUUUACUGAAAGGUGCUUCCAAUCCCAAAGCAGUAUAUUCUUCCAAAGGUAUAGGAGAACCUCCUUUGUUCCUGGCGUCUUCAGUGUUCUUUGCCAUAAAAGACGCCAUAUCGUCUGCUAGAGCCGAGUCCGGUUUGAAAGGGAGGUUCCGAUUGGACAGUCCAGCCACAGCUGAGAGGAUCAGGAUGGCAUGUGAGGACCAGUUUACAUGCCAGGAGAUAAUAGCCAAGUCCCACGGCACACAGUGUGGUUUCUGCACUCCAGGUAUGGUGAUGUCAAUGUACACGUUACUAAGGAAUAAGCCAAAGCCAACAGAGGAGGAAGUGGAAAACAUAUUUCAAGGAAACCUUUGCAGAUGCACUGGCUACAGACCUAUCCUUGAAGGGUUCAAAACAUUCAGCAAAGACGGACCCUGUUGCAUGGGAUCCAAAUGUUGCAAAAACCAGCCAAGUAACGAAGAACAUGUUCUUGCUGUCGCUGAACCAUGCGAGUUUGUGCCCGUCGAUACGACUCAAGAACCAAUAUUCCCCCCUGAAUUAAAAAUUUCGAAUGGGUUUGGGACAAAAUUUCUAAUGUUCAAGAGUGAGAGGGUUACCUGGUUACGGCCUGUGCUCUUGAAGGAUCUUCUGGAACUGAAAUCCAAAUAUCCCAAUGCUAGGAUUGUUAUUGGAAACACAGCUGUUGACUGCGUGUCGUUCGUUUUGUGCAAAGGUUCUCACUGA